Molecule: messenger RNA, 2686 nt
Organism: Zea mays
Lineage: Eukaryota; Viridiplantae; Streptophyta; Magnoliopsida; Poales; Poaceae
Molecular function (GO): GTPase activator activity
Source: RefSeq, marked provisional
GUUUCUUUUUUUCUCUGUUAAACACGCGCAUCGAAGCAAGCCAGCAGCAACAAAAGAGACGAGCCUUUUCGCUCGCCGCUACCACCACCUCGUUGUCUCGCCUCCGCCUCGGCCUCAGCACGCGCGCGGGAUCUCGCGCUCGCUCGCGCACCGAGGAGCGCGCACCCACCCGCAGGGUUCGGGGCGGGGUGAUCCGGUGGUGAUGGCGAGCCGGAUCAAGGAGGACGAGAGGCACGAGAAGAUCAUCCGCGGCCUGCUGAAGCUGCCCGCCAACAAGCGCUGCAUCAACUGCAAUAAUUUGGGACCACAAUAUGUCUGCACAAAUUUCUGGACCUUUGUUUGUACCAAUUGCAGUGGAUCACAUCGGGAGUUUACACAUCGAGUAAAAUCUGUUUCCAUGGCCAAAUUUACCGCACAAGAAGUUGCUGCCCUUCAAGAAGGGGGGAAUGAGCGUGCUAGAGAAGUAUUUUUCAAGGAAUGGGAUCCUCAACGAAAUGGAUACCCUGACAGCAGUAACGCUGACAAAUUGAGAAAUUUCAUUAAGCAUGUGUAUGUGGAACGUAGAUACACAGGAGAAAGGAGUACUGAUAGGCCACCAAGGGCAAAGGAUGACAAGGAUGAGUAUAGUGAAAAUAGAAGAUCUGAUGGAAAUUGGGGUGGUUCGAGAAGUCCGCCAAAUGGAAGUUACUCUGAUCGUCAGAAUUAUAGCGGACGGAGUGAUGACAGAAAUUCCAGAUAUUCCUAUGGGGACCGUAGUCCUGGCUAUGACCAAAAUGACUAUAAGAGAAGUCCUCGCUACUUUGAGGUUGGUGAUAAUAGAUCUGGAAAAAUAACUCCAAUUCAAGGGUUUGAAGACAGGAGGUUUUCAGAGCCCAGAAAGCGAGAUAGUGGGUCUCCAGACUUCCAGAAAGAAGCUGAUGGUUCUAGUCCUGUUGUACGGCCAGUGAGGGAUAUAUUGGGUGACAACGCUCCUCAACUUCGGGUCGGUGAACCUUCAAAGCCAGCUACUGAGCCUGCAAAGCCAACUGUAGUCAGACCAAUUGAUCCUCCAAAGCCAAGUGUAGUCAGACCAAUUGAUCCUCCGAAGCCAAAUGGAACCAGGGCAAUUGAUCCUCCACCACUGACAAAGACAAUAUCUAGUGCCAGCAGCAUUGGUUCUGCAGAAGGGACAUCGGAACAGACAAAGGUGGCAAGUGCAGUGAGUUUGAUUGAUUUCAGUGCAGAUCCUGAACCUGAGUCCACAGCACCACCACAGCCGGCCCCUAUGACACAACAGCCUCCAGUUAAUGCAGUAGCACCACAGCCUGUUCUUGAACAAAGGAAAAGUGCUCCUUCUGUCAGUGGUGGUGAUUGGGCAUCUUUUGAUGCUUUUGGCCAACAACAAACACCUCAAACAAGCAGCAGUGUAAAUCCCCUUGAGUCUGCACUUGCACAGCUGUCAUUCUCUGAAGCACCCUCUGCACCAAAUGUGUCAGCUUAUCCUGUUUCUCUGGAUCCCACUUUGAAAGCAAAUGAUGGAGGAUAUUCAUCUGUGCUAGAUCAGUCACAUUCCUUGUUUGAUGCACCCUUUGGAAUCUCAGGCAACCAGGCCUCAACAGUAAUGUCUGGCCAAGAAACAUCGGUUCAACAAUCUUCUAUAGCUGCCCCUACGGCUGGACUUCCAUCUCAAGCUACUGCAAAUCAACAAGGAACCAGUGGUAUUCAAGGAGCAGCUUCUUCUACUGACAGUAAAUUCAGUGGCAGGAAAGAACUUCCAGCGGAUAUCUUUACUGCACUAUAUCCACCAUCAACUCCAAUGAUGCCUGGUUGGCAGAGAGCCCCCCAUUUUGGAAUGGGAUACGCCAUGCAAUAUCCACCUGGAGUGUUCCAGGGAAUGCAAGCAUAUCCUCAGCCUACAUAUCAGCAACCUGUAUAUUCGCAACAUGCAUAUUCCCACCCCCAACCUGUGAAAGCUUCAAACCCUUUUGAUCUUGGGAAUGGGCCAGCUCCAACUCAAGCUCACAUGCCCCCAUCUGGACCACCAGGAGUAUUAGCAGGCCCAGCUCCCCAAACCUUAAUUAGCAACUCUAGUUUUGGUGUUCCUCCACAGCAGCCUCACCAGCUCUAUCAAUCAGCCGCACAUCCAAGCCAUUUCAUGAUGCAGCAAGUUCCGAACAGCAUGCCCAUGCCCGAGCAACAACCUAAUAGCAUGCUUGUAACGCAACAAGGUUUGGGAUACCUCCAGCCAAACACCCCCCCACCUUCAUACGGCUCCGUUGGGGGUAGUAAUCCAUUCGGGUAAAAGAAGUGUGGGAACACCUGCUCUUUCAUCUCUAGACUAAGGGUCUGCAGCACUCAGCGGGACAGACAUGCAUCGAAGCCCUCGAGAGAAUGUGUUCCAUACAACCAGGUGGUGUAUUCUGUCGGCUGUGAUAUGUUGUACAACUUGUUUCCAAGGGCGUCAUCAUCGAAUGUAACUCUGUUUUAGAGGGCCUAAGCUGCUUUCAGCCUCACUCCUUGUAUAUUGUGUCUGCUUGAAUUGCAUAGUAUGUAUAUUUUGUGUUCCUUUGUUGUCUUGGACAGUAUCAGCUCCAGUUUUAGUACGAGUCAGCUUCUAGUGCAGUUGACUAUUCAUUUUAACGUGGAUGGUAAGUACUUUAUAAUAGACCAGAUGUAUGAUCGUGAUCAACCAAUUUUGUGGUUUCUU